AUGAAAAGGAACAGCAGCAGCAUCACCCAUCGGGGCGCCCUUCUCCGCAAGGGCUGGCCGAGAGCGGCUCCCUCGGCCGCGCCCAUACGCCUCUCCUCGGGUGCCGCCCGCAUGGCCAGCAGCGUGCCUAGCGCGACCCAGGGGGGGCGAUCGGUGUAUCUUGACAUGCAGGCCACCACCCCGGUGGACCCGCGCGUGCUGGACGCCAUGCUGCCCGUCUACACCGAGGCCUAUGGCAACCCCCACUCCCGCACCCACCACUACGGCUGGGAGACACAGGACCUCGUCGAGGACGCCCGCGAGAAAGUGGCGCGGCUCAUCGGGGCCGACGCGAAGGAGGUGGUGUUCACGUCGGGCGCCACGGAGUCGAACAACGCGGCCAUCAAGGGCGUGGCCCGCUUUUACGGCGAGAAGCGCAAACACAUCAUCACCACCGUCACGGAGCACAAGUGCGUGCUGGACUCGUGCCGGGUGCUGGAGGCGGGCGAGGGGUUCGAGGUGACGUACCUGCCGGUGGAGAAGAACGGGGUGCUGGACGUGGCCAAGCUCGAGGCGGCGAUGAGGCCCGACACGGUGCUGGUGAGCGUGAUGGCGGUGAACAACGAGAUCGGGGUCAUCCAGCCCGUCGGCGAGAUCGGGCAGCUGUGCCGGCGGCGGGGCGUGUUCUUCCACUGCGACGCGGCGCAGGCCGUGGGCAAGAUCCCGCUCGACGUGAACGCGAUGAGCAUCGACCUGCUCUCCAUCAGCGGUCACAAGCUCUACGGCCCGAAGGGCGUCGGCGCGCUCUACGUGCGGAGGAAGCCCCGCGUGCGGCUUCACCCGAUCAUCAGCGGCGGCGGGCAGGAGCGCGGCCUGCGGAGCGGGACGGUGCCGACGCCGCUGGUCGUGGGCCUGGGCAAGGCGUGCGAGGUGGCCCUCGAGGAGAUGGAGCGCGACGGCGCGUGGGUCAAGCACCUCUUCCACCGCCUCUACGACGGCAUCCGCGCGCGCGUGCCCGAGGUCUACCUCAACGGCGACCUCGAGCGCCGGUACCACGGCAACCUCAACAUCUCCUUCGCCUACGUCGAGGGCGAGUCGCUCCUCAUGGCCCUCAAGGAGGUGGCCCUCUCCUCGGGCUCGGCCUGCACCUCGGCCUCCCUGGAGCCCUCCUACGUGCUGCGCGCCCUCGGCGUCUCCGAGGACAUGGCCCACACCUCGCUCCGCUUCGGCAUCGGCCGCUUCACCACCGAGCGCGAGGUCGACCACGCCAUCGAGCUCUGCGCCAAGCACGUCGACCGCCUCCGCGAGAUGUCCCCGCUCUGGGAGAUGGUCAAGGAGGGCGUCGACAUCUCCAAGAUCCAGUGGACCCAGCACUAG
Acanthamoeba castellanii str. Neff is the source of this 1356-nucleotide messenger RNA. RefSeq names its product cysteine desulfurase IscS, putative. Gene Ontology annotation, cellular component: cytosol; nucleus; mitochondrion. Gene Ontology annotation, molecular function: cysteine desulfurase activity; pyridoxal phosphate binding. NCBI's taxonomy places the organism in Eukaryota, Discosea, Longamoebia, Acanthamoebidae. The coding region runs from base 1 to 1356 and encodes 451 amino acids. The record is from RefSeq and is a predicted model, not a curated record. The transcript has 3 exons. Gene Ontology annotation, biological process: [2Fe-2S] cluster assembly.